Caretta caretta (loggerhead turtle) is the source of this 5678-nucleotide messenger RNA. NCBI's taxonomy places the organism in Eukaryota, Metazoa, Chordata, Testudines, Cheloniidae. The record is from RefSeq and is a predicted model, not a curated record.
GUCCAGCUCAGGCUGCAAUGCCCCUGCCAUGCCCUGAAGGUACCAUGAACAAUCUGAAUGGGGCACUGUCCCCCGCUGCAUGCAAAUUGUGUCCAGUGGGGAGGUACUGCAGAGGGGAUGCUAACUGGGAACCAGAUGGUCUGUGUUCAGCUGGAUAUUACUGCUCAGGAGGAGCUGCCGAUGCCAUCCCACACAGGACACCCAGGCUCCCACUCAAUGGGCCCUGUCCACCUGGACACUACUGUCCGGAGGGCACUCAGUUCCCAGUCGCCUGCCCAGUGGGCACCCUGAAUAAUGCCACAGGUGGCUCCUCCCAGGACAGCUGUGUGCCAUGCUAUCCUGGAUUCUUCUGUGCUAGCAUCGGUCUGAGCUCACCUACAGGACCCUGUGCUGCGGGUUUCUACUGCCCAGCGAACUUCAGCUCCUUCAGCCCCACCGCAUUCCUCUGCCCCAAGGGUCACUUCUGUUCCUCUGGGUCUGUCCACCCAGCCCCAUGCCCCACUGGGGAAUACCAGCCAAACAGGGGUUCUGAGUCCUGCAUUCCUUGCCAACCAGGCUUCUACUGCCAAGAGGCAGUUGCAGGAGACCCCCAACCCUGCCCUCCACACACCUACUGUCCUGAAGGUACACUGGUUCCUGCUCCGUGUCCUGAUGGCACAUUCACCCCUCCAGACAUGACUGGCCUCAGGGAGGAGAGAGAAUGUCUGUCCUGUUCACCCGGUCACUACUGCAGGGGCGGGCGGCUGGAGGGGAAGUGUGCUGCUGGGUACUUCUGCCAGGCCGGGAGUUCUGAGUCUACUCCCCAGGGCCAUGACUUUUCCUGGAGCUCCCUGACUGAAUGCCGCUGGGGGCAAGUGCGUGCGGGUCUCUGCCCAGCAGGUUUCUACUGCAAGGAAGGCUCCGAGGUGCCCACACCAUGCCCCCCCAACACCAUUGGAGCUGUCCCAGGGGCGAGGCGGAGAGAGGACUGCCUGCCCUGUCCACCUGGCCACUGGUGUAAAGCAGGGGAUCCAGUGAGCUACCCAUGCCCCCCUGGACACUACUGUGGCGGCGUGAAUCUCACCGACCCCGUCACUCUCUUGGCACCUCAGCAAUGCCCCGAGCACACUUACCGCCCAGCCCCAGGGGCACAGAGCCUGGCAGAUUGCCAGCCUUGCCCCCCAGGUUAUCUCUGCCAAACACCAGGCCUUACCAGUUUUGAGGACUACCCCUGCCCCCCCGGAUAUUGGUGCCCAGGUAAAGGGGACAGGUUUUUAUGCCCACCUGGUACCUUCAGGACCCAGCCUGGUGCAGCAUCUUUGGAAGAGUGUGACCCCUGCUCUCCUGGCUGCUAUUGCCCGGACCCAGCAGAGACGGGGCUGCCCAAUGUCCAAGGAGCUCUUUGCCAACCUGGCUACGAGUGCCCACCAGGUUCAGUGAAUCCAACCAUAUGCAGGGGUGGCUCCUAUUGUGGGCUCCACACAGGGGUCCCUUCCAUGUGUCCAGGUGGAUAUUAUUGUCCGGAAGGAUCAUCCAAGUACAACACCGCUGAGCAGCUGUGUGUGUUCCCCUAUUACUGCCCCCCAGGCAGUGCCCAUCCACUGCUCUGCAAGGGAGGGUACACAGCCCUGAAUGUGACUGGCCCAAGGGACUCCUUUGAGAAAUGCUGCAGGAUUUGCGAUCCGGGCACCUACCGUAGUGACUCCCUCAUCAGCCCAUCCUGCGAGCCCUGCCCAUCAGGCUUCAGUUGCCCACAAGGCAGUGCAAGUUAUCUCCAGCAGCCCUGCCCCAGGGGGUAUUACUGCCCUCUCCGGGCACCUGCACCCAUGCCCUGCCCCCCAGGGACCCACGGGAACAGCAGCUUGGCAAAGCAGCCCAAGGAAUGCCAUGCCUGUCCUGCCGGCUCCUUCAACCACCUCUAUGCUCAGACAGGGUGUUUCCCCUGCGGGAGCUCUUCCUUCUCACAGCCAGGGGCUAGCAGCUGUAGCUGCCAUGGGCUGAACCGGGCUUUUCAGGAGUCAGAUGGCUCUUGUGUCUGCCAAGCAGGGUACGUUUACUAUGAUGAGAGAGGCAAGAAAAAUUCUGACACCAACAGUGACCAAGACUGCCAGCCUCAGGUGGAGGAGCGCUGUGCUCCUGGGGAAGUCCGUCUGGCAUCCACACGCAAAUGCAUUUCCCCCGAACUAUAUGACUGCUCUCCCUUCUGUGGUAUGCUGGGCGGAGAACUCAGUGCAGAGUUGGGCAUGUGUCGUUGUGAGCAGUACAUCUCUGCCGAAGAGCUGUGCGACCGAGAGUGCUUGCUGAACACCCCACAGAUCUCUCUGAGCCUUGGCAUCCAUUCAGAGCUCCUCCUGAGUGUUGAAGAAGGAGAGGACAGAGAGGUGACAAACAUUCUGGGCCCAGAUGAACAUGUGCAGAAGAGCCAGCAGGUGCAUUUGGUUCUGUUUGGCUCCACUGGGGUAUUUGGUUUCAUUAUUUCCAGCACAGACAUGCUGGAUACAUUCCUCACAGACCGCACUUCCAGCCACUACCCCAUCUAUCAGAAGGAGCAUCUGUACAACAGCAAUCCUGGCUGGGAUUUUGGUCAUUUCCGAAGACUGGACCACCUUAUUCGGGAGACUCACCUCAACAUCUCCAGGUUUGCCCAUGUUUUCCUAGAUCCUGGGAGAUAUGUUUUCAGGGAUAGCACCAUCCAGGAACGUAUCUUGAUCGUGGUUGUGAACGAGGAGAACAUGGGCUGUGACCCUGUCAGCGCUUCCUUCCAGCCCUCCUCUCCAUACCAGCUGGCCAGGCAUGGGGUUCUGAAACAUCGGGCACUAAAUUUAGCCCCUGACUGGGCAACUAUCUCAGCAGUGCUUUUUGUCCUGGGCUUCUUGACGGUUGUGCUGAUGACCCUGGCUAUCAUGCUGAGGCCCCACAUUUCCAACCCCAGUCCUAUGAACAACUGGAAGCCACGGUGGAGGAGCCUGGGUGAGCCACACAUCCCACCCGAGUACAUCCUCAUUAAAGACAGCCUUCAGUUCUAUGAAGCCCUCGGUCCCCAGGGUUCUGGAAGAGGAGCUGAUGGUGGAGAGAAAGGAGUUAUCCAUGGUCCAGGCGAGCAGCCCGCACUGAGGGACCUGGAAGAUUUCAGCGUCCGCACCCUAUAUGAUAAACUGGAGGACCAAAACCUUCACCUGGCUUCUCAGAUGGCAAAACACAGGAUGGAUGUGUUGGCCUUUUACAGGGGGAUCUGCCAGAGGAUCCAGGGGCUGAUGGACAUGGUGCAAACUCUGGACUCUGAUGAGCUGAAAGACCUCUCCAAGCAAAGCAUCUCUGUGCAUAGAACCCAGGGGAGCACCCAGGCAGCCAUGGGCAUUGGGCAACAUGACGAAGUGACCAGCAGAGACUUUCAAGCAAUGGGCCACACAGGUGCUGAGUGGCGGGAGGCAACUGAAUUAAUGAAAGCUCUGAAAAUCCUGCUUGGUAAAGUCCAUUGUGGGAAGACAAUUGUGAAGCAAGAGCCAGCACAGCAUGUACAGGGACAGGAUGGGACAGCAGAAUCCAGCCUGGCCAGUCAAAGGAAAGCAGGAGCAGAGCGAGGGCAGGAUCCUGGCGGGCUCCAGCAGCAUGGACGCUCCAAUAGGAAAGGCCCCUUUGUCACUUGCGAAGAACUAGGGCUAGGUCCUCAGCCUGGUAGGGCCACACUGGCCUGUCUGACUGAGCUUGAGGUGGAGAGUCUAAUGGCAACUUCCCCCCUCACCAGGACCCUGCGUGAGAUCAGGCAGGCUUUGGAGAAGCAGCAGCAGUGUCCUAUUGUUUCUGCUGCAGAGGCAUAUUUGAGUGACAGUUCUCCAAGGUCCACCAGGAAUUCACUGAUCACCACAGAUCUGGCCAGCUUGUCCCCUCGCCAGUUUGUUGUUUACCGCUUUGGCUGCACUGUGAUUCGCCUGCUAAGCAGGGCCUGCUCCCACCCAGCUGUGGUACUCAUGUUGGCUCAGACAGUCCCAGACCAAAGUUACCAAAGGGUCCAAGAGGCUCUCCAAAGCCCUGGAGAUUCCUACUAUGAUGCUACCAACAGGUUCCUGUAUAUAUGUUCAGCACGCCUGGAGAAUGCCGGGGAAUUUAUAGCCAUCCUGUUGAAUGCCAUGGCAUGGAUCAAAGCAGGAUCGACAGCAGCUGCCAGUGCUCAUUCUUGCUUUCAGAUAGAACUCAACAGAGGCAUCACAGCUCUGGCCAAUGCCUUUUUCCAGUGUUCCUGGGGAGCAGUAGAGAAGGAUCCUGCAGAAGACAAACCAUCCACAUGCUUUGACUCCCAGACAAUAUUUGAAGAACUUCUGAGCAUCCGAAUGUCACCAGAUCCCCAAUUCCUUGAGAAAUCCCAACAUGAGAGAUUGCAACAUUACCGAUGUUUUCAGCUUCGGGCGGAGAUUCAAGAUAUGAUGCAAAGUUCAGGGAGAAAAGGAGCAAUGAAGUGGAGUGGUGAGAGCAAUAAGAGAAAUGCAGAUUCCUCUGGCAUUGAGGUUGCGAAGCUGGAGAAGAUGCUGGAUGGGCUAAAUGAGGAGUUCUUCCAGCUUACAGUGCAGGCCUUGACAAGCCAGAAGGAGGAAGAACUACUGGACCAGAAGCUCAGAAUCCAGGAGGAAUCAUUUGCGACACUGGGCAGGAUUCAUGAGGAGGAAGCACAACACUUCACAGAGCAGCUAGAAUCCUGGGCCGCGAAGAGAGACCAGGCCCAGUUGCUGGAAAUUAAGAGGAGCUGUGUUGCUCAGAGAAUUAAAGACACAGAAUCUGAGCUGUUUCAUCUUCUGCAAACCACAACGGCUACCAGCUCAUCUCCUGAAGGACUCCAGCAAUCCUUUUGUACCAGCUAAAAGCAUCCAACUGAUGAUGUUCCAUCAUUGCUGGGGCGAACAGCACUGUGCACCAAAUUUCCAUGGGACAGUCAUACAUGUACAUACACACAGUGACAUGCAUAUAUGAGGAUACACAACCUUCAAUACGCACACAUGCAUGUUUUGGGUUAUUUGGGCACAUAUCAGCAGAUAAAUACAUGCACAGAAACAAAGACACUAAUGAAUAUAGUUUGAUACAAAUACAUAUGUUCAUGAACAGACGCACAUGUACAGAGGAGAUGUUCAUAUGCACACUGAUUGAUGCAUGCUGUAGUUCUGACAUAUAUACAUUCUUUACAGCUGUGAAGGCAUAGACUCAAAUGUAUUCCUACUGGCUGUUAAUCAUCCAUAAUUAUGCAGGGCUGAAAAUGAUAUCAAUGUUCUUAAUUUGGUUCACUGGUUCUGAAUGUACCACUCUCAAUAAGUGAGACAAAAAGUGAGUAAGAAAUUAAACUCUUCACAUACAUUGUAGGAAAUCCCUGCCCAUCAGCAAAAUAAAUUAUGUGCCUCUCAUGCAGGCUACACCCUUAAGGUUAUUUGUUUUCCUGGAAAAAAGGUUGCUUUCAUCCUACCUGGUCUGAUUUUUAAUAGCUUAGGAACAUUAACUCAAGCAGUAAUGUCAGUUCCAAGAAGUGUGGAUCAGGAAAUACCAAAGACAUCUGUGAGGAUAUUGCGAUUGUUGCCCCUCAUGCUGAAUUUCAUAGGCCUGUUAUCAAAUGGCUAAUUAAUAAUAAAACUUGGCCCUUUCCAUCCAUGGAUCUCAAAGCAAUUUACGUUGGAAUGGUGAAAUUCAAACAUAGAAAGAAAAAAAUGUUUUAAAAGGUA